Penicillium olsonii is the source of this 2211-nucleotide messenger RNA. The record is from the annotation of a GenBank genome assembly. Lineage: Eukaryota; Fungi; Ascomycota; Eurotiomycetes; Eurotiales; Aspergillaceae.
AUGUCUUCAACUCCUCACAUUGGGCCUUGGAGAACUCCAGCAGAAGGCCACCUAACCUCGGAUGCCAAUGGAGAUCCACAGACUGACUACUCGCGCUGGCGAUUGCUCGACGAAGAAGGCCGCCAAACAUGGCGGUAUCUCGAGUCCGAUGCCGAGCACGAAGCGUGGCCACAAACGAUAGCUGAUAAAUAUCACCUGGGACUGCCAACUGGUCUCCCUGAGCUACCAGAGGCUAAAACGCCAUUGGAAGCCGCAGAGAAUGGACUGUCUUUCUUCUCGCACCUUCAGCUUGAGCCUGGAAACUGGGCUUGCGAGUAUGGUGGCCCCAUGUUUUUGCUACCUGGUAUCUUGAUCACGUACUAUGUGACCAAAACCCCUAUUCCUCCUGAGUAUGCGACGGAGAUUAAACGGUAUUUGUUUGCUCGCCAGCACCCAGAGGACGGCGGAUGGGGUCUCCAUAUUGAAGGUCACAGCUCUGUCUUUGGCACAUCCAUGAAUUACGUCGCCUUGCGCUUGAUCGGCGUCAACGAGGAUGACCCACGCAUGAUCAAAGCUCGGGGUCUGUUGCACAAAUUUGGAGGUGCCAUCUACGGACCGCACUGGGCCAAGUUCUGGCUCAGCAUCUUGGGUGUGAUGGAGUGGGAGGGCGUGAACCCAGUUCCUCCUGAGAUCUGGCUACUUCCCGAUUGGGUCCCUUUCGCUCCCUGGCGGUGGUGGAUUCACAUGCGCCAAGUGUUCCUCCCGAUGUCAUAUCUGUGGUCUAAGCAGUGGUCGCACCCUCUGGACGACUUGACGAAGCAGAUCCGCGAAGAACUGUAUACGCAACCAUACGACUCUGUUGACUUUGCCGCGCAUCGCAACUCCAUCCACGAAACCGAUAAUUAUUACCCCAAGACAUGGUUGUUGAAUGGCGUGAAUGAGCUACUGGUCCGCAUCUGGAACCCGUACCUGCGACUCCCAGCCAUUGUCAAGCGCGCCGAAGAUUGGACCUGGGAGCUGAUUCGCAUGGAGGAUGAAAAUACCAAAUACGCAGGUCUGGGACCUGUCAAUAACCCAAUGAAUAUGGUCGCAUGCUUUAUUCACGACGGCCCUGACAGCUACUCGGUUCGCCAGCACCGCGAGCGGCUCAAUGACUACAUGUGGGUCAAGGGCGAGGGUAUGCUCGCAAAUGGCACGAACGGCGUGCAAGUCUGGGAUACAGCAUUCAUUACACAAGCCAUCGUCGUUGCCGGUUUUGCCGAUGAACCUAAAUGGCGACCCAUGCUCACGAAGGCUCUGGAAUUCCUUGACGACCACCAGCUCCGUGAAAACGUGCCAGACCAGGAAAAGUGCUACCGCCAGCACCGUAAGGGCGCAUGGCCAUUCAGCACCAAAGAUCAAGGCUACACAGUCAGCGAUUGUACAGCCGAGGGUCUCCGCUCCACCCUCCAACUCCAAGAAAUGCACAACUUCCCCAAGCUCAUCCCCGAGCAGCGUCUCAAAGACGCCGUUGAUUGUCUUCUCCUAAUGCAAAACCCCAGCGGUGGCUUCUCAGAGUACGAAAUCACCCGUGCCUCCCCCAAGGUCGAAUGGCUCAACGCUGCUGAAGUCUUCGGCGGAAUCAUGAUCAGCUACGAUCACCCAGAAUGCACCACCGCCUCAGUGACUGCCCUCUCCCUUUUCAGCAAGUUCUACCCCAAGUACCGUGCCGCUGAAAUCCUCGAAGCAAAGAAAAAGGCAGUGGGACACAUCAAGCACGUGCAGCGCGCCGAUGGAAGCUGGUACGGCUCAUGGGGCAUCUGCUUCACCUACGCCGCGCUCUUCGCCCUCGAAAGUCUAGCCAGUGUCGGCGAGACGUAUGAAACAAGCGCCGACUCCAAACGAGGCUGUGAUUUCCUAAUCGAAAAGCAGCAAGAGGACGGCGGCUGGGGUGAAUCCUAUCUUAGUUCCGCGACACACCAGUACGUCCAGCAUGAGAAGUCGCAAGUGUGUCAGACUGCUUGGGCUUUGUUGGGUUUGAUGGAGGCCGGGUAUCCACACAAAGAGCCCUUGGAACGGGGUAUCAAGUUAUUGAUGGCCCGUCAGCAGAAGAAUGGAGAGUGGUUGCAAGAGGCUAUUGAGGGCGUUUUUAACCAGUCUUGCAUGAUCUCUUAUCCUAACUAUAAGUUCUAUUGGCCUAUUCGGGCUCUGGGCUUGUACAGUCGGAAGUUUGGGAAUGGUGAACUUGUGUAG